UGAUCAGCUGACCUGAGCGAACAGGCAGGACUGUAGGGGUGAAGCAGUUCAGACAUGUUGGGGUCUGACCAUUUAAAGAUCAGUGUUCAAGGACUACUGAUUAAAUCCCAGGACCACCAACCGGCCAGUGCUGGACCCCUAAGCAAGGUAUAAGAAGAAGCUUUACAACACAGUCAAAGACUUUCUUCACACAUCCCAGCUUUUGGAAGUCGGGGUCAAAGCAACUUUGGCUGGUCAAGGUCAGCCAUCAUCAAGUCAAGUCAAGUCACUUUUAUUGUCACAUCACCACAGCACAUGUGCCUUGGUUCUCCUUCUGUUUCUCCAAACUUCUUCAUCAUGACCAAACUUCUGGAGUGGCUUCUGGGUCUCUCACUGGUUGCUGUUGCCUGGGGACUGGUGACCUUUGACCUUCUUGGCUUGCGGCUGCCUGCCGUGUACAAGGAAGUAACUUGGCCGAUGCCGGUGUACCUGCUGGUGGUGUUUGGUUGUUAUUCGCUGGCAACAGUGGGUUACAGAGUCGCCACCUUCAACGACUGUGAAGACGCAGCCACAGAACUUAAGGCACAGAUACAAGAGGCUAAAGCAGACUUACAGAAGAAGGGCAUGAAGAUGUGAUGACUUUACUGGACUGUAAUAGAACAAGUUUCUAAUUUGGAUACGCUCGAUUUUUUUCUCCCCCUGUUUUCUAUACAAUGGUGACUUGAGACGGUGACAGGUGACAGUGGAAGAUGGAAAGGUCCUAAAACAUCGGGACUUGAAAUCAGAUGUAGAUAUUCUUUUUGAAUUUUCCUUUGAAAGCACUUCACCUCAUUAUAGUUAUGAUGAUAUAAACAAACGUCUAGAAUGUGAUGGUUCUUUGUAACGUAUACUUGGACUGGCUUCCACACAGCGACGUCUCUGUAAUUAUUUUUUUUUUAGCAUAUUCUUGGUGCCCCAGUAAAGUUCAGAGUCAGACUGACUCACAGCGUCAUGCCUGUGCAAGAUAACCGUGGCAUAUGCUCGGCACUGACGGCGCCCCAUACAAGGUUGAUUUUUAACAAGCUUGAUAAUAGGAUACUGUUGUUCUAGAAAUACACACACUGCGGCACACGAAUGUCUGCAGCCGACAAGUCAGAGCCGUGUUACUGUUUUCAGUUACUGCAACCGAUUGUGUAAUCCGUAUACGUGAAAAAGUGACUGUAUUCACAAAGCAUCUUAAAAUGGGAGCACUAAUUUGGGAUUGUGGGUUUUACUCUGCGGUGGAGGGAACCGCAUCCAGUAGCUAAAAUCUUUUCUGACUAUUAACUCUUCCGUUAAACUCCUGAUUUCUCUAAUGUUCGUUUUUAUUUGUCUUUAUUUUAUGUGUCGCUUCUGUAAAAUCUGGCUGUUUAUAUUUUGGAUUCAGCAUUCUGUCUGUUCCAUAUAUUGUGUUUUCUAGAUCAAGUCCAGAUGUAUAAUACAGAUUAUUUUCCUGAA
Molecule: messenger RNA, 1455 nt
Organism: Tachysurus fulvidraco (yellow catfish)
Lineage: Eukaryota; Metazoa; Chordata; Actinopteri; Siluriformes; Bagridae
Gene: dpm3
Product: dolichyl-phosphate mannosyltransferase subunit 3, regulatory
Exons: 2
Coding region: 295-615 (106 amino acids)
Biological process (GO): GPI anchor biosynthetic process
Cellular component (GO): dolichol-phosphate-mannose synthase complex; endoplasmic reticulum membrane
Source: RefSeq, a predicted model, not a curated record